AUGCCUCAAAACUAUCCUACCUGGAAGCUUGUCCCUGUGUUUCGAGGGUAUAAUUUGAUGGGGUAUAUUGAUAGAACGUUGCCAUGUCCUUCUCUUGUUGUUCAGCAAGAAGAUGGAAAGGAUAUGUCUAAUAGUGAUUAUGAAUUCUGGUUUUGCCAAGACCAAUUAAUCUUGGUAGCUAUCAUAGCUUCAACAAGUUUUUCGGUAAUGCAUCUUGUAUCAUCUGCAACAUCUUCUGCUGAUGCCUGGGACAAAAUCCAAGUUUCUUAUGCUAAUCGUUCUGCGACACGAAUCCUUUCUCUUCGUGAGAAGCUUGCCAAUUUCAAAUGUGAAUCCAAGCCUGUGUCUGAAUAUUUGCAGGCUGUUAAAAUCAUGGCUGAGUAUUUAGCUCUUUGUGGGAGCCCUGUUUUUGAUAUUGAUCUUGUCAUAUAUGUCUUACAUAGUGUGGGUACUGAAUUUAGAGACAUCGCAGCUGCUGUGCGUGCUAGAGACUCAGUUAAACUUCAAGCUCAUGAACUGUACUUGAACCGAAUUGAUCCUUUAUAUGCUCCAGCUCCAAUGGUUGCCAAUAACGUCAGGAAACGGUCUGCUAGUCGCCAGACCAAUCAGUUUGACCAUCAAGGAUUUUCGAAUGUAAAUAAUUCCUUUUCUAGCUCUCCAUUUUCUUCUGCUAAGAAUAAUCAUUCUGAUUUUGUGAGGAAAGCAUCAGGUGGCUCAAAAAUUUUGUGCCAGAUUUACCUAUCCACUGAGGAGGUAAUCACAUUGGGGCGAAUUGAGAAUUCUCUUUAUCGUCUUUCUUUGUUAUCCAAAUAUGGUUUCUUGUGA
Messenger RNA from Manihot esculenta (cassava), 825 nucleotides. RefSeq lists its product as uncharacterized. The transcript has 2 exons. The record is from RefSeq and is a predicted model, not a curated record. Bases 1 to 825 code for a protein of 274 amino acids. Lineage: Eukaryota; Viridiplantae; Streptophyta; Magnoliopsida; Malpighiales; Euphorbiaceae.